GAGAGGUGGUCUUUGUAUGACUGAGCUGAACAAGCUCCUGGAUCUGCAGAUCCAGCAGACAGCACGCACUUCUGCAGCAGCCAGGACCUCAACAGACUGAAAACUCCUCAAGAGGCGCAAGAGAAACUGCAGCAACAUAACACCGGCGUUUGGUGUUGUGUGUAGACUUUUCUACAUACUCUUCAGUCCCGUUUCAGAGCCUCAUGUCUCUGCCGUUAACUCGAGAUUCACCUUAAGGUUUCGAGAACAAAAACAUACCCUAAAAAAGUCUGCCCAGAGUAAAAGUAUUGGUUGUGAAAUGGGCUCCAGGUUGUUGUGGCUGACUUUUGCGCUGACAGCGGCUCUUUCUGCUGGGGAAGACGCAGGGACCGCAGGGGCCACAAAGGAAGAAGACAUCCCGGAGGGCGCAUCCACCCUGGCGUUCGUCUUUGAUGUGACCGGCUCCAUGUACGACGACCUGGUCCAGGUCAUCGAAGGCGCGUCCAAGAUCCUGGAAACAUCGCUGAGCAGACCCAAGACACCACUCUACAACUUCGCCCUGGUGCCUUUCCAUGACCCAGAGAUUGGACCUGUAACAAUCACGACAGACCCAAAGAAGUUCCAGUAUGAGCUGAGAGAGCUGUACGUUCAGGGAGGUGGGGACUGCCCAGAGAUGAGUAUUGGUGCCAUUAAGAUUGCUUUGGAGAUCUCCUUGCCGGGUUCCUACAUUUACGUCUUCACAGAUGCCCGAUCUAAAGACUACAAGCUGACCCAUGAAGUCCUGCAGCUCAUUCAGCAGAAACAAUCACAGGUGGUGUUUGUGUUGACCGGGGACUGUGAUGAUAGGACACAUGUCGGAUACAAGGCUUAUGAGGAGAUUGCCUCCACCAGCUCUGGACAGGUCUUCCAUCUUGACAAGAAACAGGUCAACGAGGUCCUCAAAUGGGUGGAGGAAGCCGUGCAGUCGUCCAAGGUCCACCUGCUGUCCACUGAUCACUCUACCGGGGUCAGCAACACUUGGCAGAUGCCCUUUGACCCCAGCCUCAAGCAAAUCACUGUGGCUCUCAGUGGCCCAGCACCUAAUAUUGAGAUUAAAAAUCCACAAGGGAAGAUUGUGGAGGUGGGUGACAGCCUGACCGAGCUCCUGCACAUCCCCAACUCUGCCAAAGUUGUCAACAUCAAGGACCCACAGCCUGGGAUGUGGUCUAUCAAGACCUCUAGUGAUGGAAGACAUUCUGUUCGUAUCUCUGGCCUCAGCACCAUUGACUUCCGAGCCGGGUUUUCCAGAAAACCCACGUUGGACAUAAAAAAGACCUCUAGUCGGCCAGUUCAAGGUAUUCCCACCCAUAUCCUUAUCAACACCACUGGACUUUCCCCUCCUGCGCGGCCUGACAGGCUGGAGCUCCUCUCAACCACGGGCAACGUGAUCAAAACUCUGCCAAUCCGCUACUACCCUGAACGGCAGCCAUACGGCCUGUGGAACAUUACAGAGUUUAUUCCACCCAAUGAGGCCUUCUUCCUGCGAGUGACAGGAUAUGACCAGGAUGGUUAUCUGCUCCAACGAGUCUCAAGUGUGUCUUUCUCCAGUAUUAUACCAGGUGCUCCAAAGGUGCAGAUGCCAGCCACAUCUCAUGGUUACUACCUGCAGAGAGGAGUUGUUAACUGUCAGGUAGAGAGCCUGAUCCCCUUCACCCUGCGCUUCACCAGGGAUGGAAGACGUCUUGGUGUGGACCAACUUUUCAGUGAGUCUGACAAUGCAUCGUGGGAAAUAGCCACGGUUAAUCUAAAGGACGAGGGCUUCUACGAGUGUAUUGCAGUCAGCAGUGCAGGAACUGGAAGAGCUCGCACCUUUCUGGAUGUUUCAGAGCCGCCUCCAGCCAUCACAGUCGAGGGAAAUGUAACCUCCAUCCCUGGCUCCCGCGCCGUCCUCACCUGCCACGUUGUUAGCACAGUCAACUUCAACCUCACCUGGCUGAGAGGGGGUCAGGUUGCCCGUCUGGAUUCCAAGGUGCAGGUCCUGACCAACCUCUCGCUGCAGGUGUCCCCUGUGACUCCAGACCACGCUGGCUGGUACGAGUGCAUUGCUAUGAACGAAGGAGGGGUGACUGCAGAGCGAGUUUACCUCAGUGUGCAAGAGGUGCCGAGGGCUUCUGUCGAGCCUCAGAUUCAAACCUUUAUAAGAGGAGAUGAAGUGAGGAUCAGGUGCUCAGCCAGCGGGUACCCUCCACCCCGUCUGGUCUGGACCCACAAUGACAUGUUCAUCAUGGCCUCCAGCAGACACAGGCUGACCCCUGAUGGCACACUGAUUAUAAGAAACAUGGAGCAGAAGGAUGGAGGCGUGUACAGCUGUUUAGCCAGCAACCUGGCUGGAACGGACUCAAUGACGUCCACUCUCACUUACAUUGAAUCCCCUGUGGUGACUGUGGCAUUAAGUGAGAUACUGAUCGGCAUUGGAGAAAGCACAGUUAUGGCCUGCUCAGCCUCUGGAGUCCCUCACCCUGAGAUCUGGUGGUACAAAGGUGAUGUUCAGCUACAUCCAUCAUCCCUCAUGGACAUGGACACACUGGUAGGGACGCUAACCAUCAAGGAGACUCAGAUGGUAGAUGCUGGAGAUUACAGCUGUGUGGCUGUCAAUUCUGCUGGCACCUCAUCAGCAAAGAUCUCCCUUGAUGUAGGAGCUGCACCCAAGUUCACUCGAGAGCCAUCAGAUGUGGCAGCAGACAUCGGCUCCAAUGUGAGCCUACUGUGUCACACACAAGGUUAUCCAGAACCAGAGGUCACCUGGCGAAGAGAGGAUGGACUGGCUCUCUUCAAUAUGUCCCGCACACACGGCACAGUCACAAAGAGCAGGGAAGGCCUACAUAUUACCAACCUGUGGGUGGAGGAUGAGACGGUGUAUAUCUGUGAGGCACAAAACCACUUUGGCAGGAUCCAGACCCAGGCCAGCAUCACCGUGACUGGACUGGUGUUGCCUGUUAUUGCGAGGAGUCCAGCUGUGCUCAGCGUGAUCGAGAACCAGCAGCUGACUCUGCCUUGUGUGCUAUUGGCUGGAAACCCACUGCCAGAGAGCCAAUGGCUACAUAACUACGGCUUGGUGACGUCAGACCAGUAUGUGACAGUGAGGAGAGACGGCAGUCUGCAUAUUGAAAGAGUCCAGCUGGAUGAUGCGGGUGACUUCACCUGUUUGGCGGAAAACGUCGUUGGGGCCACAAACCACACCACCACUGUCAACGUUUAUGUGAUUCCUACCAUUCAGUAUGGCCCUCAAGUUUUCAGCACUGUUGAGGGAACUCCCAUCUCUCUGCCCUGCCGUGCCAGUGGAGUCCCCUCUCCAGACAUCACCUGGGCCAAGGGUGGGAAGCUGCUGUAUUUGGGUGGUCCGGACUUCUCACUUGACUCUGACGGCAGCCUGCACAUCACCUCCCCUUCUGGAAAUGAGACUGGAGAGUUCAUCUGCACAGCUACUAAUGCUGCCGGCUACGCCUCCAGGAAGGUCCAGCUCACUGUCUAUGUACGUCCUAGGUCCAACGUCAACGGUGCUGGAGUCUCAACAGAGCCACUGAGGAUGUCAGUGAUUGAGGGAGAGGAUGCUCUAUUGCCCUGUGAGGUCCACAGUGUCCCACCUCCCACCAUCAGCUGGGCCAAAGAGAGGCAGCUCAUCUCCCCGUUCUCUCCCAGACACACUCAGCUUGCCUCAGGCUCUAUGAAGAUAUUGGAGACCAGAGUCUCAGACAGUGGACUAUAUGUGUGUGUUGCCUCCAACAUCGCUGGAAAUCUCACAAAGUCUUUUGAGCUGAGUGUUUUAGUGCCCCCCAGUAUACAGGCUGGUCCAAAAGUAAUUAAGGUACAGGUGGGCUACCCUGUGGAGUUGCCCUGUGUCGUGCGAGGAGUUCCACUCCCGACUCUGACCUGGACUAAGGAUGGCAACGUUUAUCCAGUGUCUCAUGACGGCAGUCUAGCACUGAGAAGUGUGGGACUGGAUGAUGAAGGAACGUACACCUGCACGGCCACUAACACAGCUGGCAACGACGAGGCACGAGUUCAGCUUCUAGUGCAAGUGCCCCCUGUGGUAGAGGUACUGGAGCCACCCUUCAACAGUCCACUGCAGGAGAGAGUCGCAAACCAGCAAAUUGCCUUCCCUUGUCCUGCCAAAGGCCUUCCCAAGCCUGUGAUUCGGUGGUUGCGUAACGGUCAGGAACUGACUGGUAAUGAGCCUGGUGUGUCCAUCCUGGAGGACGGUACGCUGCUGAUUCUGUCUGCUGUGUCACCGCUGGACAACGGAGAGUACACCUGUGCUGCUGUCAAUGACGCAGGAUCCACUGAGAGGAAAUACCAGCUCAAAGUCAAUGUGCCCCCAGAUUUUCAUAGCGGUGAGACACCGGGCAACGUCACGGUGGUCCUGAGUCAGCCAACCAGCUUGGUGUGUGAUGUCACAGGAAGUCCAACCCCUGUUAUCACCUGGUACAAGGAUGAUUCUCCUGUAGUCGCUGGUAACACCAUCCAGAUACUUGAUAUGGGGAAAACCCUGAGGCUGCUGAAGUCAGACAUGGCAGAUGCAGGCAGCUACAGCUGUAUAGCGAUUAACAUCGCUGGCAGCAAAGAAAAAGAUUUUUUCUUGGAUGUUCUGGUCCCACCGACCAUUGUAGGGUCGGGCCCUCUUCGAGAUGUUUCAGCCAUUCUCAAACAGGAGAUCAGUCUUGAGUGUAAGGUGCAGGGUGUGCCCUUUCCCACAAUCCAGUGGUACAAGGACAGGAAGCUAGUGUUUCUUGGAGAUCCAAAUCUGGAGGUCACAAGCGGAGGUCAGGUUCUGAGGAUAAAAAGUGCCCGUCUUGGGGACCAGGCUCGGUACCAGUGUACAGCCAUGAAUACAGCUGGGAAACAGUCCAAGGACUUCAACCUCAGUGUCUAUGUGCCCCCUUCCAUUAAAGGUAGUAACUUAACCACAGAGGUCACCACCCUGGUGGACACAGCAGUGUCACUGGAGUGUGAGGCGCGUGGCGUGCCCACUCCCACCAUCACCUGGUACCGAAACGGAGAGGCCAUCCUCUCCAACCGACAAGCUCAGUACAUAGAGCGAGGCCGCUACCUGAAGAUCCCUCGUACACAGGCGUCAGAUGCCGGACUGUACACCUGCAAGGUGACCAGUGUGGCUGGGAGUGCUGAGAAGGCCCACAAGCUGGAUAUUUACUUGCCUCCUACCAUUGCAGGCGGGGAUGAUGGACCAACAGAGAGGACAGUGACACUCAGUAAGCCUCUGAUCCUGGACUGCGAGGCUGGGGGACAUCCUCCCCCUUCCCUUACAUGGCUGAAGGAUGGAGUUCCUGUGCGCGAUGGUGAAAGUGUCCGUGUGCUGGAGCAGGGAAGAAAAAUAGAAAUCGUCUUGGCCACUGUUUCAGACUCGGGACGCUACGUCUGCGUGGCUACAAGCAUCGCCGGGGAGAAGGAGGUCAAAUAUGACGUCAGAGUUUUAGUUCCUCCUUUCAUUGAUGGAGCGGAUGACGUGACUGACACCACAGUGAUACUCAGCAGCCCCCUGGAGCUCGAGUGUGAAGCCACGGGAACUCCGGCACCUGUCAUCACGUGGUAUAAGAAUGGAAAGCCGGUCAGACUGGGUGAAGGGUUGCGAGUUGCAGCCAGUGGACGACAGCUGAUUGUGUCCCGUGCUCAAGUCUCUGACACGGCUCGUUUUCAGUGUGUGGCCACUAAUGAAGCAGGGGACCAUGAGAGGGACUUCAAUGUGGUUGUCCAUGUUCCCCCAUCCAUCCGUACCACUGGGCCUGCUGAACGCUCAGUGGUUCUCCACAAGCCUGUAAGCCUGGAGUGCAUCUCCAGUGGUAUUCCUCCUCCAAGCAUUACCUGGAUUAAAGACGGCCGACCAGUGGACACAACACAGGAGCACCUAAAGCUGGAGUCUGCCGGCAGAAUACUGAGGGUCACAGACUCGAGAAUGGAGGAUUCUGGGAGAUACACCUGCUUGGCCACCAAUGCUGCCGGUGAAGCUCAACAGCACAUUCGGCUCAGUGUCCAUGAGCCUCCCAGUAUUCCCUUCUCUGGAGAGAUUAUCAACCAGACCAUCCUGUCAGGCUUUUCCACUGAGCUUGAGUGCAAAGCCACAGGCAGCCCAUUACCUGCUAUCACGUGGUACAAAGAUGGGCGACCCCUGACAAGUGCUGCAGGGGUGAUUAUGCUGAAGCGUGGCCAGGUGCUGGAGAUCGAACGGGCUCAGCUGUCGGAUGCUGGUAUAUACAGAUGUGUAGCCGUUAAUCUGGCUGGAGUUGCAGAGAUAUCCCACAGCCUGCAGGUGUUUGUGCCUCCCAUCAUCUCCAGCCGAGGUGGCACAGUGUCAGUGGUCGUGAAUGAAGCUGCCAGACUGGAGUGCGAGGCCACUGGUGUUCCACUGCCCAGCCUCACGUGGCUCAAAGAUGGCAGUCCAGUGGCGAGUGUGUCACAUGGCAUACAGGUGCUGUCUGGUGGCAGAGUCCUGUCUCUGAGCAGUGCUCAGGUUAGUGACACGGGCAGAUACACAUGUGUGGCUGUCAAUGCCGGUGGAGAACAAAACAGAGAGUACGACCUGCAUGUGUAUGUUCCUCCAAACAUCAAGGGUGAGGAGGUGAAUGCCACAGUGCUGCUUGGUCGUCCCGUGGAGCUGCACUGCCAGAGCGAUGCGAUCCCUCCACCUACUCUCUCCUGGCGCAAAGAUGGCCGCCCGCUGUUUAGGAAGCCUGGUCUGACUGUUUUGGCAGAUGGGAGUUUGCUUAAGAUCGAUAGUGCUCAGGUGCAGGAUUCAGGCCGGUACACCUGUGAAGCCACAAAUGUUGCCGGGAAGACAGAGAGGAACUAUAAUCUUAAUGUUUGGGUUUCUCCCAGUAUCCGUGGUUCAGAGGAGGUGUCUCCUCGGAUAGUGACUGAAGGAAGUCUCAUCACGCUGGUGUGUGAGUCCAGUGGCAUACCCCCUCCAAGCCUUACCUGGAGAAAAGAUGGUUCUGAGCUCAAGUCAGACCAACGGCUCAGAGUUUUGUCAGGAGGUCGUCAGCUGCAGAUCGCCAGCGCUGAGAGGACAGAUGCAGCUUCCUACUCCUGCACAGCCUCCAGUGCAGCCGGCACCACUUCUAAGGAGUACAGCUUGCAGGUUUAUGUCCGUCCUUCCAUCAAACGCAGCGAAAACGACAACGUUAUCGUGACAAAAGGUGGUGACGUGACCCUUCAGUGUGCUGCGGAGGGCGUGCCACGACCAGCAGUCACGUGGCUCAAAGAUGGACGUCCCAUCACAGGCCAACGCGGUGCGAAGGUUCUGAAUGAGGGACGACUUUUACAGAUUAAGGAUGCAAAGGUGUCAGACACAGGACGCUACACCUGCAUCGCUGUAAAUGUAGCAGGGCAGGCUGACAGCAAGUAUGACAUCAGUGUACAUGUUCCACCAAGUAUAGUGGGUCAGGUAGAGCUGCCAGAAAAUGUGAGUGUUGUUGUGAAGAACCCAGUUGCUCUAAACUGCGAGGCCUCUGGCAUUCCCCUUCCUGCCAUUUCUUGGCUGAAGGACGGUCGGCCAAUCAAAGCUUCCAGCUCCGUGCGCAUUUUGUCAGGUGGACGAAGCCUGCGUCUAAUGCACGCUGCAGUAGAGGAUGCUGGGAGAUACACCUGUAUUGUGUCUAACAGUGCCGGAGAAGAAAGGAAAAACUUUGACAUUGAUAUUCUUGUCCCACCGAGCAUUGUGAAUGAGGGAACCGUGGUGGACACUAAAGUCAAGGAGAAACACAACAUUACUCUCACCUGUGAGGCAUCAGGUAACCCUGUACCGGAGAUCAAAUGGCUGAAAGAUGGACAGCCACUGGUGCCUGACAGACACCACCAAGUUUUCUCUCAUGGCCGUUUCCUACAGAUCUCUGGAGCCCAGGUUGCAGACACGGGCAGGUACAGCUGCCGGGCCUCCAACAGUGCAGGGGAUCGCAGCAGGCAUUUCAACCUCAAUGUUCUGGUUUCUCCCACUAUUGUUGGGUUGGGUUCAGAUAGUUCUACAGAGGAGGUGACAGUAACUUUGAGCAGCCCCACCUCUCUCGUGUGUGAAGUCCAGUCCUACCCUCCUGCACUCAUCACCUGGCUCAAAGAUGGCACUGUGUUUGAGUCCAGCCACAAUGUCCGAGUGCUGCCAGGUGGUCGAACCCUACAGAUUCUUAAUGCCAAAGAAGAGGAUGCUGGGAGAUAUACCUGUGUGGCCACGAAUGAAGCUGGAGAGACGCUGAAGCACUAUGAGGUCAAGGUUUAUGUUCCACCACAGAUUAAUAAAAAUGAUAUCCCAGGGGAAGGACUGACCCCCAAAGAGGUCAAGAUCAAGGUCAACAGCACUUUGACCCUGGAGUGUGUGGCAGAGGCCUUUCCUACUCCAGCACUACAGUGGUUUAAGGACGGACAGAUCUUGCGGGCCGACAACCAUGUGUCCAUCACAGCCAAUGGUCGCAUUGUUCAGAUCAAGCACGCUCAGGUGUCAGACACUGGCCGUUACACCUGUGUAGCCACUAAUAUAGCUGGAGAGGAUGAGAAGGACUUUGAUGUAAAUAUACAAGUGCCACCUAAUUUUUCCAGGCCUGGUGGAGAUGGUGAUACCACUUCUCCUCAAGGUUUUGGAGGAGAUGUGCGAGACGUAAUUCUCAACAAUCCCAUCUCUCUGUAUUGUGAGACCAAUGCUGUGCCUCCUCCUACACUCACCUGGUUCAAAGAUGGACACAUGCUCACCUCUAGUGAUAAAGUCCUGAUUCUACCAGGUGGACGAGUGUUGCAGAUUCCCAGGGCCCAGGCUGAAGAUACAGGCAGAUACACAUGUGUAGCUGUCAACGAAGCGGGAGAAGACUCCAUUCAGUACGAUGUCAGAGUAUUAUUACCUCCAUCGAUACGGGGAGCAGACGACGACUUACCCGAUGAGGUCACAGUCCUGCUUAACAAAACUACCCAAUUGGAGUGUCAUGUGGAUGGAAACCCCGCCCCAAAGAUCACAUGGUUUAAGGAUAACCAGCCAAUAAGCUCUAAUGGUCCACAUAGAAUAUUGUCCAAUGGGAGAAUACUUCAGGUGUCAACUGCUCAGGUAUCUGACACGGGGCGCUACGUGUGUGUGGCCAACAAUGUGGCUGGAAGUGCAGACAAAUUGUUCAACCUCAAUGUUCAUGUGCCUCCCAACAUCAUCGGUCCAAGUCGUGAGAAUGUAACAGCAGUGGUGAACAACUUUGUGUCCCUCACUUGUGAAGCUACUGGUUUCCCUCCUCCUUCCCUGAGUUGGCUGAAUGAAAGGGGCCCAAUCCAAGGCAACACCAAUGCACUCAUCAUGCCAGGUGGUCGUACACUGCAGAUUCUGAAAGCAAAAGUAUCUGAUGCAGGAAAAUACAGCUGUGUGGCCAUGAACGCAGCAGGAGAGGCUUACAAAAACAUAUAUCUCACUGUUUUCGUCCCUCCCAGUAUCCGUGACAGCAGUGGGGAGUCUCCCGUGGUGGUGAAUGUGCUUGUAGGGAAAUCAGUCACCUUGGAGUGUGAGUCCAAUGCUGUACCUCCUCCCACCAUCACUUGGUACAAGAACGGCAGGUUGGUGACCGAAUCAGCCAACCUGCGCAUCCUGGCAGAGGGGCAGAUGCUUGAGAUCAAAGAAUCAGAGGUGUCUAACACAGGACAAUACGUAUGCAAAGCCACCAAUGUUGCAGGUCAGAUGGACAAGAUCUUCCACCUGAAUAUUUAUGUUCCUCCCAGUAUUGAUGGUCCAGCAGAAGAGAAUGUGGUGGAAACCAUUAGUAACCCAGUCACUUUUUCCUGUGAUGCCACUGGUAUCCCUCCCCCCAGCCUCACUUGGUUGAAGAAUGGGCGACCCAUAGAGAAUUCAGACUCUCUGGAGAUGCACAUCUUCUCAGGGGGCAGCAAGCUUCAGAUUGCACGAACGCAGCUUCCUGACAGUGGCGUGUACACGUGUUUGGCCUCCAAUGUGGAGGGUGAAGCACGCAAGAGCUACCACCUCAUCAUACAAGUGCCUCCCAGUAUCUCUGGAUCAGAGCUGCCAAGUGAGAUGGGAGUUCUGCUCAAUGAAAGCAUCCAGCUGGUCUGUCGAGUCCAGGGAACCCCAACUCCAACAAUCCAGUGGUUGAAGGAUGGGGAAGUCAUUAAGAGUGGAGGAAGCAGAGGCCUCAGGAUCAGUCCAGACAGCAGCAUACUCAGUGUGACCAGAGCUCACACCACUGACAGUGGCAAAUACACCUGUGUGGCCAACAAUUCUGCAGGAGAAGAGGACAGGAUAUUUAAUCUAAAUGUGUAUGUGCCUCCUGUAAUAGUUGUUAACAGUGAGACAGUUGAGGGGUUGACUGCAGUUCUGGACAGUUCAGUCAACAUUGAGUGUGUUGCCGUGGGCUCUCCUCCUCCUCAGCUCAACUGGCUGAGGAAUGGCCUCCCCCUGCCAGUCUCCUCCCAUAUACGGCUCCUCUCUGCUGGACAGGUGCUACGGAUAACGCGCACCCAGGUGUCCGAUGGUGGUAUCUACACCUGUGUUGCAUCAAACAGGGCUGGAGUGGACAACAGACAUUACAGCCUACAGGUGUAUGUCCCUCCCAGUCUGGAUGGAGCAGGGAGCACAGAGGAUGUAACUGUGGUCAGAGGAAAUGUAGCUUCCAUGCUGUGUGUUGCUGACGGAACCCCGACCCCAACCGUGUCCUGGAUCAAAGAGGACGCGUUUCUAGUUCCUGAUCGUCACCUCCUAUUUCUCAACCUGAAUACAACUGUACAGAUCAUCCAGGCCCAGGUGGAGGACACAGGAAGCUACACAUGUGUGGCUAACAACACUGCAGGUCAAGCAAGCCGCCACUUUAACCUGAAAGUGCUGGACCCACCACGCAUCAAAGGUUCAGGUGCACCAACAGAAGUAUCUGUGGUGGUAAAUAAUGUUCUAGAGCUUCAGUGCGAGGCUUCAGGUAUCCCCACUCCCUCUCUGACCUGGCUAAAGGACGGUCGUCCUCUUCCACAGACGGACAGUCUGCGCCUCCUGCGGGGAGGAGAAGUCCUCCGCGUGGCUUCUGCACAGUUGGAGGACACAGGCAGAUACAGUUGCUUGGCCAACAGUCCAGCAGGAGAUGAUGACAAAGAGUUCCAGGUUCGAGUGCAUGUCCCGCCCAACAUCGUGGGAGAGAGCACACCUCACAAUAUCUCAGUGCUGCAGAGCAGACAGGUGACUCUCGAGUGCAAGUCUGAUGCCGUUCCACCUCCAACUCUGGCCUGGCUAAAAGACGGCCAACCACUGCAGGCUUCUGCCCGAGUGCGUAUUCUGUCAGGCGGUCGUUACUUACAGAUCAACAUGGCUGAGCUUAGCGACAGAGCUCAGUACACCUGUGUGGCGAGUAACAUCGCUGGCAAGACGACGCGACACUUUAACUUGGCUGUUAAUGUGGCCCCAACUAUCAAGCAAGGUUCGCAGACGGUGUCAGUACUCAUCAGCAAUCCAGCUGUGCUUGAGUGUAUCGUUAGUGGUGUCCCGCCGCCUCGUGUAACCUGGAGGAAACAUGGUGCAAUAUUGGCAGGAAACAACCCAAGGUACACAGUUGCAGAGGAUGGUUCUUUACACAUCCUCUCUGCUCAGGUGACUGACACAGGCCGAUACCUGUGCAUGGCAACAAAUCAGGCCGGGACUCAGCGUAAAAGAGUGGAUCUACAGGUUUAUGUUCCUCCUUCCAUCACUGACGGACGCACCAACGUAACAGUCACGGUCAACGUUCAGACAACUUUGUCUUGUGAGGCCAGCGGCAUCCCCAAACCCACUGUCAGCUGGACAAAAAACGGCCACGCCAUAAAUACUGACCAGAACCAGAAUAUGUACAGAUUACUGUCAUCAGGCUCCCUUGUAGUUAUAGCACCCACAGUUGAGGACACAGCAGUGUACAAGUGUGUGGUCUCUAAUGAGGCCGGGGAACACUCCAGAUCCAUCCACCUCACUGUACAUGUUCCUCCAUCAAUCGCAGAUGAACCCACAGAGCUUACUGUAAUCAGACUGUCCCCAGUGGUCGUCGCCUGUACUGCAUCUGGUGUCCCAGAGCCCUCAAUCCACUGGAGCAAAGAUGGAAUGAAGCUACCCAAAGAGGGACAAGGAUACAGCAUUCUGCCCACAGGUCCAGUAGAGAUUACCUCAGCUGAGCUCGGUCAUGCUGGACACUACACGUGCACGGCGAACAACGCCGCGGGCUCCACCCAGCGCCACGUACAUCUCACAGUGCAGGAGCUCCCAGCGAUUCAAUCCCACCCUCCCACCUUAGAUGUUAUCCUCAAUAACCCUGUCACUCUGCCCUGCUGGGCCACAGGCUCACCCAGGCCCACCAUCACCUGGCAGAAGGAGGGCAUCAACAUACCGACCACAGGUGGUUCUUUCACUGUGCUGCCUAAUGGAAGUCUGCAGAUCUCCAAGGCUGCUCUUUCAGACUCUGGCACAUACAUAUGUGUGGCUCAAAACCCGGCUGGCACUGCACUGGGGAAGACAAAACUCAAAGUACAAGUGCCUCCAGUGAUCAGCUCAGAGACUCGAGAGUACCUGGCACCUGUAGACUCCUCUGUGAUGCUGCAGUGUCAGGCCGAUGGCUCUCCUCCUCCCUCUGUCACAUGGCAUAAAGACGGGCAGCAGCUGAGUGAAUCUGUGCGAGAGCGUGUUCUCAGUUCAGGCUCUCUGCAGAUCACCUUCCUCCAGCCCAGUGAUACUGGACGUUACACAUGCACUGCGGCCAAUGCAGCGGGAACUGUCAGCCUUGGGAUGAGCCUGACUGUACAGAUCCCUCCCUCCAUUCGUGGUGAAGAUCAAGAGGUAGAGGUGGUGGAAAACACCCAGGCCCAGCUGCUGUGUGUGGCGGAGGGCGUCCCUCAGCCCAGUCUGUCCUGGGAGAAGGACGGACAUUCCCUCAGUGAGAGCACAGCAGAGUACACAAUCCUGCCCUCUGGAGAGCUGGUCAUAGACAUAGCUCAGCCCUAUGACGCCGGCAGUUAUACAUGUGUUGCCACUAAUGCAGUCGGCCGGGACAGUCGGACAUUUGUACUGUCAGUUCAUACGCACCCAGUCUUCACCGAGCUGCUCGGAGAUGUGGCGCUCAGCAAAGGAGAACGCCUCCUGCUGGCCUGUGGCGUCAGUGGCAUCCCGCCACCAAGAAUCACAUGGGUCUUCAACAACAACAUUGUCCCAGUUCACCAUGACCAUAUGAACGGCCACAGUGAGCUGGUAAUAGAGAGAGUGAGUAAAGAAGAUUCUGGCACUUAUACCUGCGUGGCAGAAAACAGUGUUGGAACCAUCAAGUCACUGGGCUUUGUAUAUGUUAAAGAGCCUCCGAUCAUUGACGGCGAUCCUCACUCUAACCGAAUUGAGCCUCUGGGUGGAAAUGCCAUCCUAAACUGUGAGGUGCGAGGAGACCCACUGCCAAUCAUCCAGUGGAGUAAAAACGGAAUAAACAUCCAGAUCAACAACCGAAUCCGUCAGCUAGACAAUGGCUCUCUGGCGAUCUAUGGCACAGUGGGUGAAGAUGCAGGAAACUACAUGUGCGUGGCAACAAAUGAUGCUGGAGUGGUUGAAAGAAGUGUCACACUUACCUUGCAGAGGGCACCCACUAUCAUUGUGGAGCCAUCUGAGACAGUGGUGGAUGCUGGCACCACAGCUGUGCUCUACUGCCAGGCAGAGGGUGAACCUACACCCAUGAUAGAGUGGUCCCGCCAGGGGCGCCCACUUCUGGGCACCGACCGCUUCUCCACUCUGACCGACGGUUCCCUCAGGAUCAGCAGUGCUCAGAAGGAGGACACAGCUGAAUAUGAAUGUGUGGCCAGAAACCUACUCGGCUCUGUGCUGGUCAGGGUCACUCUGACUGUACGAGUACAUGGGGGAUACUCGGAGUGGGCUGAGUGGGCUCCUUGCAGUGUGUCCUGUGGUGUUGGGACUCAGAAGAGGCUAAGACAGUGUAACACCCCAUUACCCGCCAAUGGAGGGCGCCACUGUGAAGGAUUAGAUCUAGAAAUGCGCAGUUGUCAAGGAAAACCUUGUCCAGUGGAUGGUAACUGGGCAGAGUGGUCUCUCUGGGAGGAGUGUUCUCGCUCCUGUGGUCAGGGCAACAGGACCCGGAUCCGCACCUGCAGUAACCCUCCAGUUCAGCACGGAGGCAGGCCUUGUGAGGGGAAGGCAGUGGAGGUCAUCAUGUGCAGUGUCAGACCUUGUCCAGUGGCAGGCAACUGGGGGUCCUGGCUACCAUGGAGCCCCUGCAGUGAGACCUGUGGUAAAGGAAUGCAGUCCAGGAUCAGGCUGUGCAAUAACCCUCCUCCUGUUUUUGACGGGCCACAGUGUGAGGGCACAGACACCCAAACACAAGUGUGCAAGGAGAGGCCGUGUCCUGUGGAUGGAAAGUGGUCAUCCUGGGUGAGUUGGGGAGCCUGCAGUGUUUCCUGUGGAGGUGGCACCAGACAGAGGACACGGCUCUGCGCCAGCCCCGCCCCUCAUCAUGGUGGCAGGCAAUGUGAGGGCAACGACGUGCAUAUUGACUUCUGUAACAGCGAGCCGUGCCCCAUCAAUGGUAAUUGGGGUCCAUGGAGCAGCUGGGGCAGCUGUAGCAAGACAUGCAAUGGAGGACAGAUGAGGCGCUACAGGACAUGUGACAACCCCAGACCUGCUAAUGGUGGUAGAGCAUGUGCUGGUGCAGACACGCAGAUCCAGAGAUGCAGCACAGCAAACUGCCCUGUCGAUGGUAACUGGGGUUCAUGGCAGCCAUGGGGUCAAUGCUCUGCCUCUUGUGGAGGUGGAGCGAGGACACGCGUGCGACUCUGCAACCGCCCGUCUCCUAGUAAUGGUGGCCGUCUGUGUCCAGGAGACUCCUCACAACUCUCCAGGUGUAAUAAUCAGGCCUGCCCAGGUGGGCCCCAGAAGGCAAGAGGAAGCAUCAUAGGAAACAUCAAUGAUAUUGAAUUUGGCAUCGCUAUCCUCAAUGCCACCGUCACAGAGAACAAGUCUGGCAGCAGAAUCAUCAAGGCUACUAUUACUAAUGUACCAAGGACAUUAGGUCCUGCCAUGAGGAAGCUCAUCUCCAUUUUAAAUCCUGUUUACUGGACCACAGCAGAGGAGGUAGGAGAGGCUGUCAACGGCUACACGCUGACAGGAGGUGUCUUCAGGCGAGAGACACAGGUGGAGUUUGCUACAGGUGAGAUCCUGAGGAUGACCCACAUUGCUAGAGGCCUGGACUCCGAUGGAGCAUUGUUGCUGGACAUUGUUGUGAAUGGACACAUUUUACAGUUGCCCUCACAUGCUGACAUCAGCAUCAAGGACUACACAGAGGAUUACAUCCAGACAGGACCAGGGCAGCUGUAUGCUCUGUCCACUCGCAUGUUCAGCAUCGACAGACAGAGUGUGCCCUACUCCUGGAACCACACCAUCACCUAUGAUCUGUCCAAAGGCAAGAUGCCCUACCUGGUAGAGACGCUUCAGGCCUCAGCCAUCAGUGCUCUAUACCACCCUCUGGAGGAGGUGUUGGAGUACAGCAUUCAAGCUAGUAUCACCAAAGGUGAUCGCAGUAACCAGUGUCCUCAAGGUUUCACUUUGGUGUCUGCUGGGCCCUACUGUACUGAUGAGAACGAGUGUGCGGUUGGGAAUCCAUGUUCUCACACUUGCCACAAUGCCAUGGGCACAUACUACUGCUCCUGUCCCAGAGGGCUCACAAUCUCUGCUGAUGGCAGGACCUGUCAAGACAUUGAUGAGUGUUCACUGGGUGGGAACGUGUGUCACGAUGGACAGGACUGUGAGAACACUAUUGGUUCUUACCGCUGUGUCAUGCGUUGUGGGCGUGGCUUCAGGAGAACAGCUGACAGUCUCAGCUGCACAGAUGUGAACGAGUGUCAAGAGUCUAGUCCAUGUAACCAACACUGUCUCAACACCAUUGGGAGUUAUCGCUGUGCAUGUGAGCCAGGAUUUCAACUCAGGAACCGACGCUGUAUCGAUAUAAACGAGUGCAGACAGAGGGUUUGCCGUUCAGAUCAACAGUGUAAAAACACGCGGGGUGGUUACACCUGUAUUGACCUGUGUCCCAAUGGAUUGACCAAAGGUGCCAACGGGACAUGUGUAGACAUUGAUGAGUGCAGAGAUGGCACACAUCAGUGCAGAUACAACCAGAUUUGUGAGAACACCAGAGGAAGCUACCACUGCACUUGUCCACGUGGCUACAGAUCUCAGGGAGUUGGACGGCCUUGCCUCGAUAUAAAUGAGUGUGAGCGGCUUCCACAGCCCUGUGCCCACCAGUGCAUCAAUACUCCUGGCAGCUUCAAGUGCACCUGCCCGCCCGGGCGCCACCUGCUCGGUGAUGGCAAAUCCUGCGCUGGCCUGGAGCGUCUGCCCAGCUAUGAAAGUUACUCAUUCGGCUACCGCACGUCUCAGUCCUCUUCUGAACGUAGCUCCUACCAACAGCUCUACCACAACUUGGCCUCUCAGAGCUUCCACUCCUACGGCGCUGCCACAAGGGGGCGCUACAGGAGCCGUAGCCGCAGAGAGAUUGGCACACAUUCCUCACAGCAGGGCCUCCUUGGUUGUCAUGAAGGGUUUAAGUCCCAGGGUGGACGCUGUAUAGACAUCAAUGAGUGUGAGGUGAGGGAUGCCUGUCAGCACGAGUGUAUGAACACACCAGGGAGCCACAGGUGUCUCUGUCCUCUCGGUUACCGCCUCAUGACCAAUGGCAAGACCUGUCAAGAUAUCGACGAGUGUCUGGAGCAGAACAUCCAGUGUGGAGCGAACCAAAUGUGCUUCAACAUGAGAGGAAGUUACCAGUGUAUCGAUACACCCUGUCCACCAAACUACCAGAGGGAUUCAGCCACAGGGUUCUGUCUGAAGAACUGUCCACCAAACGACCUGGAGUGCACGCUGAGCCCUUACGCGCUGGAGUACAAGCUGUUGUCGCUUCCCUUCGGCAUUGCGGCCAAUCAGGACCUGAUCAGGCUGGUAGCCUACACACAGGACGGCGUGAUGCACCCCAGAACCACGUUCAUAGUGGUGGACGAGGACGUCACGCUACCAUUUGCGCUGCGAGACGAGAACCUGAAGGGAGUGCUGUUCACGACGCGGGCCUUACGAGAGCCCCACACGUACCGCAUGAAGGUCCGAGCCCUCUCCUUCAGUGAGGACGGAGGCAUCGAGUACCAGACGACCUUCAUUGUCUACAUCGCUGUCUCCGCCUACCCCUACUGAUAGCACUUUAAUCGAUGUGAGGCAGAGAAAACGCUGAGAGCAGCAACCCUGGUGCGAGUGAGUGGGUGUGGUUGUUGAAAGAGACCACGUCAUUAAAACAGACUUGAGAAAAAGACUAUUUCUGAGAGUGUGUGAGAGAGAGAGGUCAGUGACAGCCAAAGGGGAUUAACAGGAGACUGGGAUCAAACUGGCUAUUCUUCAGCUUUAAUCCUGCAAAACUCAUAUCAGUCUGUCAGGAUUGUCAUUCAAAUAUUUUCAUAUUUUGUCAAAUUUUAUUUAUAAGGUAAACAAGAUGUUGCCCCUCAAAGCACAAACGUCCACCACUGGCUCAGAGAGCACGCUUCAACCCUCCUCAAGAAAUGUUUUGCUAGUCUCUUAUUUACAUCUACCUAUUAUUAACUUAUUGGGAAAUGCUUGAACAUGUUCCCACGUGUGUUUAUCCCUCCUGUAAAUUGGUCACGAGUGGAGCUGUGACCGGUCAGAUAUGGUGCUCACUGAUGGUCAUUGACCGUCGUCCUAUCGUACGUCCUCAGGUAUCGGCUCAUCAUACCUACAGUUAGAAAUCCUAUCAGCCAGUACAUCGUGUGCCAUAAUGAUCCACCCAGUAGUUGAUACCAAGAUGUAUUUUAUUUUUUAUGACUUGUACAUACGUUUCCUUUCUCGUGUUUUGCUGUAUUUUACUUAAUCUAUCCAUUUUGUAAUAAAAAUGUAAUAAAUGAAUAUACACUGAA
This is a messenger RNA of Solea solea (common sole), 17904 nucleotides long. It is a transcript of the gene hmcn1, whose product is annotated as hemicentin 1. The record is from RefSeq and is a predicted model, not a curated record. Bases 299 to 17173 code for a protein of 5624 amino acids. The transcript is spliced from 107 exons. Lineage: Eukaryota; Metazoa; Chordata; Actinopteri; Pleuronectiformes; Soleidae. Gene Ontology annotation, molecular function: calcium ion binding.